UGAAGUGAUUUCUGGAAUAUUUUUUUCUCUUGAAUGAGAAUAUUCAGAGGACCCUAAUACUCAAAAUUGCAAUGGCAAAAAGUAAAAAAUUCAUUUUUUUUCUUCUUUAUUUAACAAAGAGCUGGAUCUGUUUCAGGUUCAGCUGUAAUCUGUGAUGUGGGGAAAGAAAAACUAAGAAGUUCAUAAAAUUAAAGAUGGAACCAAGAAGGAAUAUGACAGCAGCUCAUACACCACAGUAAAAUGGUGUUUGUGAAAGAAUAAAUCGUACUAUCCUAGACAUGGUGCAAAGCUUAAUGACAUGGAAUGUUAAAUGAAUUUUGGCUAGAAGCAAUUAAUUGGAGUAUUCAAUGUUCUAAAUAGUUCUACUACGAUGCUUAUGCUCUAUUUUUCAUCUUCCUCUCGGUUCUCUCCAUUUCUUUGUUUUAAAAAACCCAACAUGGUAUCAGAGCCCUAUUGAUCUUUGAGGGACUGUGAGAGAGUUAAUCGAAGCAUAACCAAAACCCACCUCUCUAAAUGGAUUCCAGUAGGUAUCCAGAUGGUGAUUUCUUGAUACUUUUGCUUUAUGUGGAUGACAUGUUGAUUGUUGGUCAUGACACAAAGAAAAUUGCAGCCUUGAAGACUGACUUGAGCAAGUCCUUUUCUAUGAAGGAUUUGGGUCCAGCAAAGCAAAUUCUCGGAAUGAAAAUUUUUCAAGAUAGAAAGAACAAGAAGUUGUGGUUGUCACAAGAAAAAUAUAUUGAAAAGGUGCUUAAUAAGUUCAACAUGAGCAAAGCAAAACCUGCGGGCACUCCACUUGCUAGCCAUUUCAAACUUAGCACAGAGCAGUGUCCUGCAAGCAAGGAGGAAGCAGAAUACAUGAAGAAUGUGCCCUAUGCUUCUGCAGUUGGUAGUCUAAUGUAUGCUAUGGUAUGCACAAGGCCAGAUAUAGCUCACGCAGUGGGGGUAGUGAGCAGAUUUUUAUCCAAUCCUGGCAAGCAACAUUGGGCAGCAGUUAAGUGGAUUUUCAGGUAUCUUAGAGGGGGAGCAAUUUCAUGGAAGUCAAAACUACAGAAAAGUGUUUCAUUAUCCACUACAGAAGCUGAGUAUGUAGCUCUUUCUGAAGCAGGAAAGGAGAUUGUAUGGAUGAAGACGUUUUUUGAAGAAUUGGGUCUUAAGCAAGAGAGAUUUGUGCUGUUUUGUGAUAAUCAAAGUGCAAUUUACUUGAGCAAGAACCCACAGUUCCAUUCCAGAACCAAGCAUGUUGAUUUGAGGUAUCAUUGGAUACGUGAUGCAAUUGAAGAAAAGGUGCUUGAUGUUGAGAAAGUUCACACAGAUGACAACAGCUCUGAUACCAUGUUGGGUUUUUUAAAACAAAGAAAUGGAGAGCAUUUCGGGAGGAAGAUGAUGAAAAACAGAAGCUGAAAUGGAGUUGGAGUCAUAUACUCCUCUCCAUUUCAGCUUCUGUUUUUCAUCAUCUUCCUCCCGAAAUGCUCUCCAUUUCUUUGUUUUAAAAAACCCAACAUGUUUGGUAUAUAGUGAUUUCAAAUUAACAAUUAGUUGUUUU
Rubroshorea leprosula is the source of this 1543-nucleotide messenger RNA. NCBI's taxonomy places the organism in Eukaryota, Viridiplantae, Streptophyta, Magnoliopsida, Malvales, Dipterocarpaceae. The record is from the annotation of a GenBank genome assembly.